Messenger RNA from Alnus glutinosa, 606 nucleotides. RefSeq names its product NAC domain-containing protein 67-like. Lineage: Eukaryota; Viridiplantae; Streptophyta; Magnoliopsida; Fagales; Betulaceae. The coding region runs from base 1 to 606 and encodes 201 amino acids. The record is from RefSeq and is a predicted model, not a curated record. Gene Ontology annotation, biological process: regulation of DNA-templated transcription. The transcript has a single exon. Gene Ontology annotation, molecular function: DNA binding.
AUGGCUUCUUCUUCUAUACCGGCGGGCUACAAAUUCCACCCCUCCGACGAAGACGUCGUCAGGUUCUACCUCCGCCCCAAGGCUACCGGACAGCCUUUGCCCUACCCGGAUAUUAUAGUUGAAUUCGAUCUCUACGGUGAGAAAGAGCCUUCUGAGAUAUGGGACAUGUUCGGGGGUCCCUCCAUCGACGAGACCGAGGAUCUCUUCUUCUUCACCAAAUUGAAGCGGUUGAGUCGUUCACGUGUCAAUCGGAGCGUCGGCUCCGGGGGAACUUGGAGCAACGAGUCGUCUAAGACCAUAUACGCUCGUGGGACGAGAAUCCCGAUUGCCAAGAAGAGGAACUUCCGGUACGAGAACCCCGGGUCGCCCCAAGAUGGUGCCUGGCUCAUGAGGGAGUACAGCCUGCCGAUGAAGACUCAACCCGAUGUGGGUUCGUCUUCUUCGUCUUCCUACGUGGUCUGCCGCCUCAGCAAGAACGAUCGGCCUAAAGCGAAAGUCGUCAGAGAAGAAGAAGAAGAUGAUGAUGAAGAAGAGGCCCCAGCCAAGAAAGAGAAGAUGAAGUCGUUGAUCAAUCUUCACAAAAGGAAAAUAGAUCAAGAGAGAUAG